AUGCGCACGCUCUAUGGCACAGAAGGGUCCGAGAUGGAUCUCAGUAGUGGCGAAGAGGACGAGGAAGAGCUCGUCACAGCGCACGCGAGUCCACGCGAGGAACGUGACCGUGCGGCUGGAAGCGCCGGCCCAGCUCGGGAAGAAAUGGGCAGGCAACUAGCUUUGCUGGGUAGGAUGGUGGCAGGAGAGCAGCUGUCUGCCUUGAAAGAAUACUUCCGUGAACUCCUGUUGGAAGAGCCCGAUGGAGAUCAAGAGGAGGAACAUGAAGCUCGCCUGGACGCGCUGAUGCGGAUGAUCCGGAGCGGGGUGGAAGAGUUAGUCGAGCAGUCAGUACAAGAGUUCUAUGAAGCGUUCGAAGCAACGAUUGGGCUUGCAAAUGAUGGCGAAGGGAUGACUGACAUGGAAAAGCUGACGACGCUGAAGGCCUGUCUGAAGCAACAUCGCCUGAAAACGUACGAUUUGAUUUAUAGGCGGAACCUCAGCGCGGGGGUAGUCCGUGAGGAUCCCGGCGAGGUGUACCGCCAGAUUCGGGCAAAACAUCUUCUGUUCUCGGAGACAAGUGAAGAGAAGGAAAUCCGGAUCCUGGAAGAAGGUGACGGUCUGGAAAAAGGUAAGCUGUCGGCUUUCCAGUGGGAAGUGCGCUGGGAAUCACACCUUGCUGAUCGGGAAAGUGUCGGGUUAGGUCUGAACCCAAAGGAAGCGUUGAUUCAGUAUCUUCGAAAGAUAGGCCCGACGGGACCGGGACCGGGAAGACGGUCUUUCGCGCCGUCUCGUCGUGGGAAGAAGCAGAUCGAGGAGACCAACGCGGGGCAGAAGGCAUUGAACAACAGUACCUUUGUGAAUCGGUCGGGCGAAGGAAAGGGCUCGGAAAAGGACCAGAUCAAUGCGCAGGGUUCGGAAUCCCUAGCGGCGAAGGAAGUGGUGGUCGGCGCCAUCCGGACAGCGCUGGAGCAAGGUAUCGGACCGGGGAACGACAAAUUCCCGGUCGCGCAAUUGGAACGCUGGCCGCAAGAAGAAGUCGUAAUGGGCUUGGCCAACGACGCCCCGAUCAAAUUGAAGGGUGCGGUCGUGAUGCGUGUCCUCUUGCCAGAUGUGAACGGGCAAAAGACGGAAGAAAUCCUCGUCAGGGCUAAGGUCAUCGCAAAAGAGCUUUCAACCUGGCAUGGGUUGAUCUUAGGUGGUCGAGCGCUUGAUGCUGUGGAGAGAGGAGGACUGGGGUUCAGGCCAGCAGCCUCCACUCACAUCUUCGAUGCGCUUGGAGUUAGGCUUUGGAGAAAGGAGGGAAUGGAACCGUUCCCUGACCAUGCCUACCCGUUCCCUGACCAUGCCUACCCGUUCGUCUCCAUCCCACUGUCAGUUUUCGACCGCGCAAGAAGAACCCUGGAUGAGUCAGACAGUGGAAGUGAUGGCAGUGCUACCACAGCCACUACUGCGGCUGAACCUACUUUGACACUGCCACAGCCGUCACGGUCUGCUCCUUCCUCAGAGGAGAAUUGCAUCGAUACGACUCUGACCAGGUUGAAUGGAGAGCCAAGUGAGAAGACUGGGAACAACAAGAUAUCAAUUGAGGAGGAAUUGGGGGCUUUAGAACAGUUGCGAGGAUCUUCAUUUCCAUCACCUUCACGUUCACCUGUCCAGAUCUUGGCAAUCGGAGAUCAAACCAUGCCUACACAAUCUGAGACUGGGACUGGGACCACAAAAAUUGAGACAGCCGGAGAGACACCCAAUGACAAGAAGCCAGAAAAGCAGCUUUGGGACUACAUCAUUCGUCCAAAGAGCAUUGAUGAUUUGCGACGGUUCCUCAAGAAACCACACACAUCUGAGUUCCAGGAUGAGAGAGUCAGGGCAACCCAGCACCCGCUUUUCGGGAAGUUCUUGACAUCAAAAUCAAUGACCCUUCACGACGGCCUCAAGAAAUGGGCUUUGGGAAGCAAUGAGACGGAACAACUACAGGACCUACGUGGUUUCUUUGUGUGGCUGCAUGACACGCAGAAAAAUCCUGAUCAUGCCCCAGAUGAUGCACUCCCUAGUCAAGCCGCUAACGUUGCUGAUCUGGAGCACUUGUGCAACAUGAGCACAUUACAAGCAGAGAUGAAUACUUGUGCCGGAGCACACCAGUUGGCACCAGAGGUAGGUUACUCGAAGCCUAUGUUCAGAAGCGGGACGAUUCCCAAGAUCGUGAGGUCAGACCGUGGCCAAGAAUUUAAGAGCACGUUGAUGAAGGAAUAUUGCGCGCUCAUAGGGCUGCGGCAAAAGUUCAGCGGUCCCUUGCGACCAUGCGAGCUGGGGUCGACUGAACGAGUCCAUCAAGAGACUCAGAAGGUCUUGGGUUUGCUCGUGCAUGACGUGUGUCGAGCUAAGUCACAUGAAUGGUCAGAACUUCUGGAAGUAAAAUUCAUUUCGGAUACCACUCCUGGCCCAGCAGGGGUCGCCCCACGAGACUUCGAACGAGGGUGGAGGCUAGCGAGCCCUUUAGAGCGAGAGCUACUGGGGCAGGAACGCUGGGAGUUCGAGCCAAACGAAGAACAAACAAAGUUGUUUAAGACGUACCGGGAAAUCGGAGUGAAGGUGUUGGGCUGGUACGCGGCGGCUUCUGAAAGGAGAGCAGAGCGGGCGAACCGGUUCAGGAAAGCCAAGGUGAUUGAGAUCGGAGGCCUCGUCGUCUACCGCGAUCCGCGGCUACGGUCUGGAGGGCGGACUCCUUGGCGUAAGCAAUUGUCCGAUCCUAUGCGGGUCGUUGCUCAAAGAGGGAACCGCGUGGAUCUUGAAGCAGUGAAACCGACCGAUGGCAUCACUGCCCGCACAAUCCGGGAUGCGCAUAUAGAAGACCUGCUGUUGGUGCCCCCAGAUGCUAUGGAUGAUGUGAUGGAGCCCCUGUUUUAUGAUGACCGAGGAACGCGAGGGAAAUUGGCCGCCCUUCGUGUGGGCAGCAUGGUGGCGUAUGCCAUCGAGAGCAUUCGUGCCAACGUGAGACGUUGCCGCGUUGGCCUAAUCCCGCAGCGCAGCAGUGGGAAGUCCACCGAUUUCAGCCUGACCAAGGAAGAGACGCUAGAAAGCGUCGGCUCGGAGCCAGUCGUGGAAGCAGUGCCGUUGCAACGGGCGAUAACCGAAGGGUUCCUGAACGGUGGAGUCUGGAACACGGCUUCGGCGCGGAAAAUCGACGAGAGCGGUUACGAGCAGCGAUCCCCGGCUCUCAAAGCGGAGCUGGAUCGGCUGCGUGUUUACGUGGUGGCAAAUAAUUGGCGAGACGCUGCGGCGCAAGCCCAAGCCGACGAAAGUCAAGCCGAUCGAGUGCGCGUGAGUGGCGUGGCCAGGAGUGAGGACCUGCCCAACUCGGACGGAGUUGCCUUAGAAGCCUUGUGGACGCAGCGACGCCAGGAGUCAGAGAAGAAUUGGGACGGCGUGUGUUCAGACCUGAGCGCGUUCCGAUUCAGUGGGGAACUUCCCAUGGCUGACCCAAGGAGGACAGCCGAAUGUCGGGAAGCCGUUGUGGCCGGUCUCGGCUUUGCGCGAGAUGGGCCAGGAAGCCGUGGCUGA
This is a messenger RNA of Durusdinium trenchii, 3537 nucleotides long. The record is from the annotation of a GenBank genome assembly. NCBI's taxonomy places the organism in Eukaryota, Dinophyceae, Suessiales, Symbiodiniaceae.